AUGGAAAUUAACUAUCAGCACGUGUACGUUGUUGGUGAUUUCAAUCUUCCCAAUCUAAAAUGGCUGGGCAGUGAUCAAACGGUAUCAAAUAUAACAUCUACAUCUUCUUACCCCAACCUUACCACAUCUGUUCCAUUAGAUGGUAAAAAAUUGCUGCUAGAAAUAUCAAGAAAAGUGGAGUGCGCUAUUCAACGUCAAUUGAGCCAGUUUGCAGAGUCUUUGGAAUUCAAUUCUAGAAAACUUGAUGAUAUACUCGAAACCGUAGACGCAUUUAAAACUACAGUCAAAGAAAUAAAAAAGAAGAAUAUCGAAUUAUCUAACCAAAAUAAAAACUUAGUAUACAGAAUAAGUGCAUUAGAACAGCGCUUACAAGAACAAGAACAGCAACAGCUUAUUAAAACAAUUGAUAUUUUUAAUAUCCCAUUCACUGACAACGAAGAUCUUUUAAACGUCGUGCAAAAAAUACAACAAAAACUUGAAUUAGAAGAAAACAUUAUAGAAGUAAAGCGCUUUGGUUACAAUAGAAAUAAUUCCGGAAAACUACGUGUGGUUCUACCGUCAGAAACUGCUAAAACAAAAUGGCUUACAAAAGCAAAGGAUACAAAGGUCAUGGUGAAGGAUAUCUUACCUAGCGCAUCACCGUUGACUGGUAAAGAAACCAUCUACAUAAGUGAGGCAUUAACCAUAUACAAUAAGACCUUACUUGGAAAUGCCAGAAGAGAACUUAAAAACAGCGGAGUAUACAAAUAUGUGUGGUGCAAGAAUGGAGUUAUUAGAGCAAGAAAAAGUGAAAAAGAUCAAUCGUUCAUAAUUAGAACUGAUGAUGACAUUAAAGCCUUACUACAAAAGGAAGUCCAUGUACAGCCGCAAUAA
Messenger RNA from Parnassius apollo (apollo), 873 nucleotides. Lineage: Eukaryota; Metazoa; Arthropoda; Insecta; Lepidoptera; Papilionidae. The record is from the annotation of a GenBank genome assembly.